Tripterygium wilfordii is the source of this 3474-nucleotide messenger RNA. RefSeq lists its product as uncharacterized. Bases 1 to 3474 code for a protein of 1157 amino acids. Gene Ontology annotation, molecular function: RNA-DNA hybrid ribonuclease activity; nucleic acid binding. The transcript has 5 exons. The record is from RefSeq and is a predicted model, not a curated record. Lineage: Eukaryota; Viridiplantae; Streptophyta; Magnoliopsida; Celastrales; Celastraceae.
AUGUUAAAUUUAAUAUUGUGGAAAAGUUUAUUUUACGCUACUUCAAUAGAGUUGGGACAUCACGUUGUUAAAACUGUGAUUAAGAACUCCGUUUUCAUAGUGGCUGCACAUUUUACCAGGCUGUUCCGGGAAGCUCAAGUCACUCCAAUUAGAUGGGAAGGGUUACCAUUCAAGUCUUUAUCUUAUGAGAUGUCUAAUAGUCUCGAAACCCCUGUCCUAAAGGAGGAGAUCAAAGAAGCAAUAUGGAACUGCGAAGGCUCAAAAGCCCCUGGACCAGAUGGCUUUAAUUUCAAUUUUCUAAAGAAAAGCUGGAGUAUUAUAGAGAAUGAUGUCUGCAGUAUGGUUCAUCUUUUCUAUACUACUGGGAAACUCCCUGCAGGUGUAAAUUCCUCUUUCAUCACUCUGAUUCCAAAAAUCAAAGGAUCGUGCAAGUUAAAAGACUACAGGCCUAUAAGCCUGGUAAGCAGCUUGUAUAAAAUAGUUUCGAAGGUAUUAGCAACAAGGCUAAAAAAGGUGCUUUCGUUGGUUAUAAGUGAGACUCAAUCAGCCUUCUGCAAAGGAAGGCAAAUCAUGGAUAGCAUUUUAGUUGCAAAUGAGAUAGUCCAUCGAAUGAAGAAAAGAAGAAAAAAGGGCUUAUUGCUGAAGCUGGAUAUGGAGAAAGCUUUUGACUCAGUCAAUUGGAACUAUCUAGACAAAGUUAUGCUGGAAAUGGGCUUUGGUGCAAGGUGGAGGAACUGGAUAAGAGAAUGUAUUUCAUCUGCAAAGGUAUCAGUGCUGGUAAAUGGGUCACCAACCAAAGAAUUCUCCAUGGAAAAAGGAAUAAGACAAGGGGACCCCCUCUCUCCAUUUCUGUUCAAUUUAGCAGCUGAAGGACUACAUCAGUUGCUGGAAAAAGCAGAAAUGUCUGGCUUGAUAAAAGGGAUUGCUGUGAGGAAGAAUGGGCUCAGAAUUUCACAUCUACAAUAUGCUGAUGAUACCCUCAUCUUUCUUCAGGCGAAAGAGAAAUAUAUUCAGGUGGCAAAGAGAAUUUUAAGAUGCUAUGAAGUAAUGUCAGGUUUGAAGAUAAACUUUCAUAAAAGCUCUCUAGUGGGUAUUGGCGUGAAUAAGGUAUGGGCAGAAUCACUAGCAGUCAGAUAUUACUGCAAGUAUGAAUCCUUACCUGUUAAAUGUCUUGGAAUGCCACUGGGUGCAAACUUUAAUUUAGCAAAGACUUGGAAACCAGUAUUAGAGAAAUUUCAGGACAGACUAGCAAGCUGGAAAGGUAGGCAACUUUCAGUUGGGGGAAGACUCACGCUCAUCAAAUCUGCUUUGUCAAACUUACCCAUAUACUUCAUGUCCCUCUUCAGAAUGCCUUCAUCGAUUGCCAGGAAAAUUGAACAGAUGCAAAGGAAUUUUUUGUGGGGUGAUUCUGAUGAAAAAAGGAAAAUUCACAAUGUAAGCUGGCAGCAGGUAAUCAAAGCCAAAAAAUUGGGAGGUCUUGGAAUUGGUGAUAUCCUAAUAAAAAAUCAAGCACUAUUAUGCAAAUGGUUGUGGAGGUUUUUAACUGAGGAAAAUGCUCUAUGGAAGAAAGUCAUUCAGGAAAAAUACCAUCACAGAGAUCAUGGACUAAUACCUUUCCCAAUCUCAGCCUCAUCCCCUCUGUGGAGGAAUGUUCAUAAAUGCAUGUCAGAUACCGAGUCACAGAUGGGUAGAAUUGUGAAUGCAGGGCUUAAGUUUUCCUUAGGAAAUGGCAGGAAAAUAAGAUUUUGGCUCGAUAAAUGGGUAGGUGAUGUAACCUUAAAAGAGAAAUAUCCGAGAAAAGCGGAUAGGGUAAUCUGGAGUUAUGACUCAAGAGGAAUCUUCUCAGUUAAAUCACUCUAUUAUAAAUUGCAAGAAGAUGCCUUUCCCACAGAUGGUUCAGUGUGCUAUCAAGAUAUAUGGAAUGGUUACUGCCCACCAAAAGUAGAAUUCUUUGUCUGGACAUUGCUACAAAAGAAGAUAAAUACAAGAGACAAACUGACUCACUUGAGAAUCAUCCAACCAGCUGAUAAUAUUUGCCCUUUCUGUUCUACAGAACCAGAAUCAGUAAAUCAUGUAUUCCUUCAGUGUGUUGUGCCAAAGUCAAUGUGGUAUCAGUUUGUGUCUUGGUGGGGACUAGAUUGGUGCCCCAAUGGUGAUAUCAGUGCAUUCUUCCAACAAUGGAAAGGGCUGGUAAGGGGAGGCCUCCAGGAGAAAUUAUGGACAAUAUUGUUCUUUGUCAUUGUUUGGUCGAUAUGGAGGGAAAGAAAUGAAACUAUCUUCAGGGGCAAAUCAGUGGAGUGGAAUAAUGUGUAUUUGAUUAUCUUUGUUAGAUUGCACCAUUGGUUAACAAUUUUGGUGCCAAAAUUUCCUUACACAAGUUCACAAAUGUUACAAUGCGCAUCUACCUUAAAAUCAUGUUUUGAUGCCCUAAAGAGGAACCGCAGGGAAGAACUACAUUGGCUGCCUCCCUUAAGUGGUCAUUUGAAAUGGAAUGUGGAUGGUUCUGCAUUAGGAAAGCCUGGUCCUGCUGGAAUAGGUGGAGUUCUUAGAUCAAAUGAUGGCACAAUAAUAUGCCUUUUCUCCUGUCCUAUUGGCAUUUGUGAAUCAAAUGAGGCUGAAAUAAAAGCAAUCAAAAAGGCACUAGAGAUCACAAUAUCCUCAGGAAAUUUGUCACAGAUUUGCAUUACAUUGGAAACAGAUUCAGCAAAUGGUUUCAAGUGGAUUGUGGAUAGUGGUAUGAUGCCCUGGAGACUAGAGCAAAUUGGUAACGCAAUACAAAAUGCCAAAGAGCAAAUCCCCAAUCUGUCUGUGAAGCAAAUUGUGAGGGAACAAAAUGGUAUGGCUGAUAUCUUGGCAAAGGAAGCUGUAAGAAGGAACUAUGAUUUUAUAUCGUGGGCCAAGCUCCAGUCGUCCAGCUUCUGUGAUUCUCUAGAGUCUAGGCUCCAGCCGUCCAGAUCUCCGAUUUUGUCUCUAGGACCAGGAUGGAAAAUCGAGGACGGAAAAAGGGAAAACUAUUAUCUCCUUCUUCAACAAGAAACGUGGAGAAGAAACAUCAACAAUUGGAACAUCAACAAUUGUCGAUAUUCCUAUGAUUACUACAGAAUCUCAACCUCAAGCCAAGGUUCCUAUGAUUACUACGUAUUCCAAUAUGGAUUCAUCCGGUUUAUAAUAAAGAUGAAGUUAGACGUGCUUAUAUCAAAUGGGGAUCAAAUCAACCUGUCUUGGCAAAGUAUCCAAGGACUAAAAGCGGAGGUCAAAACCGACGAUUUCAACAAAGUUGUGAGAAAUGUUGAGGCGUUGAAGAAUAUAUCUCGGCAUAUCGAUAAAGUCAUGAAUGUUCGAAGUUUGGAAAAUGUUGAGAAAAAUUGGUUGUGUCUUAAGACUACCAUUGAUAGUGUUCGGUGGCUUACUUUACAAGGAUGCGCUUUGAGAGGUCAUGAUGAAUCUUUAACGUCAAAGAACCGUGAUAUCUAG